AUGUCUCUUGGUUCGCAACCACCACCCCUGCGCGUUAGGAUCAACCAUAUCGACUACACUGUGGCUCCGCCUGGGCCGCUUGACCACUCGUCUCUACACCGAGUACCUGUGAUACGAAUCUACGGAGACUCAUCUCUUGGCUUGAAAACAUGUGUCCACAUACACCAAGUAUACCCGUACUUCUUCGUGGAGUAUCUAGAGAAGAUGCACCCCGACAUUGUGAACCGCUACAUCGCUAAGCUCCAACAUUCGCUCAAUCACGCCAUUGCGAUAUCUCUGAAACGCAACCCACUGUCGGCAAAGUCGAAGUUCGUGCGCGCCAUCGUCCUAGUCAAGGGCGUGCACUUCUAUGGCUUCCACGCCAACUACGCGCCGUUCUUGAAGGUCCACAUCGCCGACCCCGCAUUCGUCAACCGUGCGGUCACAAUUAUGCAGUCAGGAACCAUCAUGAAGACGCGUUUUCGCGUGUAUGAGAGCCACAUCCAGUACCUCCUCCAGUUUCUCUGUGACUUUGGCUUGUACGGCUGCGGUUGGAUUGAUCUCGGCGACGUCUGGCAGCGGAGUCCCGACGAGCAAAUUGACGGCAACGAACACGAUGUAGAACUUGCGGAGACGCUCUCGACAUUCAAGAUCUCGCCACACUUCAGGCAGUCGCGCAUGCCGCUUGAGGUCGACUCCAUUGCGCCCCACAUUCUGAAUCGCUGCAAGCUCUCGGCACGCAACUGGCACCACAAGCUGACCAUCCCGGCACCACUGCUCCCUCCAGAGCCGUUGGUGCUGAGUGUUCGUGAGCUAUGGGAGGACGAACGGCAGAGGCGGAUUACCAAAGGUCUGUCACCCUCCCCCGAAAUUCCGAAGGACCUAAGCGCAAAUUCGAGAGGACCUGGUGCUGGAUGGGUCGCGGAGGCACGCUGGUGGGACGAAAUCCGCAAGCGUAUUGAGCGGGAACGGGGGAGAGAAGUGGUUCCACCACGCAUGUCAUGGGAGAAGUGGGUCAUGACCACGUUCGAGAGCAUCGAGGCACUCUGGGGGGACGAGCACAAGACGUGGAGACCUCAAUUGGAGGACACCGCCGGGGUCGGGGGAGAUGAACGCGGACCAUCAAAUCCAGAGGAGCAGAACCCGUACGGGCCCUCCGCGAUGACUGCCGCCGCCGAAGGAGUCAGCGGCACUAACGACACUAACGGGCAUGAAGAAGUUGACGUCGACGAAGCAAUGCUGGGGAGUCAGGCCAUGAGCAAGAUUAUGGAACGAGAGGAAGCCGAGUGGCAGAAUGAUGUGCAAGGCCACGAGGAGCUUGAGCCUGAGGUUGACGAUCCGUUACAGGAGGACGAAGAAGCACUCGAGGAUGGCCCCCUCCCUGGUUUGCAGUCAGUUGAUGGCGACCAAGAAGACAGCGAGAAGAAUCCAUUCCUCGACUCUGGCGAGGACGGGCUCCCAUCACCCUCGCCAUCUCCUUCGAAGAGUGCGAAUCCUUUCAAGGCUAUAUGGUCCAAGAUUGCGAAGCCCUCGUCGCGUAAUCGUUCCUCGUCGGUGGUGUCUGGCGGACCGAGGACGCCCACAAAUCUUCCCUGUAUCCUACGUGUGUUCAUCAACUCGCUAUCUAGCCUCGUCGAUACACUCCAGAAACAACCCCAGCCCCUUGUAGCGAACACGGACAUCUUCGGAGGUGCCUCAUCCACUCGGUCACCACGGUCCAUCUUUCAGCCUCUCGCCUCUGCGAACUCUAAGACGGAUAUCACACUCAAUGCUCUGCCGCCAGUACCCUCGAAACGGCCUUCUACGCCAGUGGACGCAGAAGAGAGGCCUACGAAGCGGCGCAGGCUUAGCCCUCCGGAGACGGCAGAGGCAGAAGCUGCAGCCGCUUCCAGCUUUAGUUCGGCCAACGCUGCAUCCGGAACCUCAUUGAGCAACAACAAGUCCUCAUAUCAGUCGAAGCACCUGACACCUCACUCUGGGCCCUCUCUUUACAACGGACGAGAUUGCUACGUCUACGCCUGUGCCCCUCCGACUGCUGUCGAGCUUGUCGAGAGUACAGAGCAGGUGGGAAUCCCGAGCAAGAUCUACCGCAACCCAUACUACUCAGAGAAGAGCGACGCCCCAGAACGACCCAGGGAGUACGCAGGACUAGUCUUCCAUCUCAAGGGCGGCGAUGGUAUCGCCAAUCUUGAGGAAUGGAAGGAGGACGAGAGCGCGCCCUCCGUGGUGACCGGCCACAGUGCGCGAGAGUUUGAUGGCACGGGGGUAUGGGGUUGGGAGUAUGCAAGCGCCCCUCCCAGUGCGAAGCAGGCGCGGAAGUGGCUGAAGGAACAGGCAUCUCGUCCCAAUGUGCGGGCGACGCGUACCAAGGAUUCAUCACAGAUUGAGGGACCAACGCAGAGGCCCUACGGUCUGAAAAGUACCCUUGCACCGCGCAAUGACAAGGCAAAGCGCGAGAGGCAAAACAUGACGGUCCUCGCAGUGGAAAUUUUUGCUCCUUCCAAAGGAGACCAUGUGCCCGAUCCCGACCAAGAUGAGAUGGCGGCUAUCUUCUAUGCGCUGCAUACUUCCGAUCACACCGAAGGGGGAGGAGCCUUCAUGUGUGAUUACGGGAUGAUCGCUGUAGAAAGCGAACAGCUCAAUGCGCGACGUCUGCGCAACAUCAAGGCUGAAUUUGUGGAGAGCGAGCUCGAUCUGCUCAAUCGGCUUAUCGACAUCGUCCUCGAGCUAGAUCCGGACAUCGUCUCCGGAUGGGAGGUGCAAGCGGGCUCUUGGGGCUAUCUCACCGCAAGAGGACGUUCAUACGGCUUGGAUGUGGGCGAGCAGAUCUCCCGUGCUCCGGCACGACAUAUGGGAGGCGGCUCGGACCGGUGGGGCAUGCAGACCACGUCUACUUUCAAGGUGACCGGACGACACGUUUUGAAUGUGUGGAGGAUCAUGCGCUCGGAGCACACCUUCAGCAUCUACACGUUUGAGAAUGUCGUCUUCCAGAUCCUGCGCCGGAGGACUCCUUGGUACAGUCCUCAAACCGUGACAAGUUGGUUCAACAGUCCGGUUCCAGAGCAUGCGCAUAGGGUGCUCCGUUACUUCGCUCAGCGGACGAUCAUGGUGCUAGAGAUCCUGGAUGUUGCCGAAGUGGUCACCAAGAAUGCUGAAUUCGCCCGUGUGUUCGGUGUCGAUUUCUUCUCCGUCCUAAGCAGAGGCUCUCAAUUCAAAGUAGAGUCGUUCAUGUUCCGUAUCGCCAAGCCCGAGAACUUUGUACUAAUAUCGCCGAGCAAACAAGACGUCGGCAAGCAGAACGCCGCCGAAUGCAUCCCGCUCAUCAUGGAACCCCUCUCCGCCUUCUAUAACAGCCCUCUUGUAGUUUUAGACUUCCAGUCGCUAUACCCCUCUAUCAUGAUCGCCUAUAAUUAUUGUUAUUCUACUUGUUUAGGACGUGUUACGGACUUCAAGGGCCAGUUCAAGUUUGGCGUCACCGACCUUCGUCAGCCGGCGGGCAUGCUGGCGACUCUCCAUGACUACAUCAACGUCGCUCCCAACGGGAUGAUGUAUGUCAAGCAAACCGUCCGCAGAGGCCUGCUAGGUCGCAUGCUCACAGAGCUCCUUGACACGAGAGUCAUGGUCAAGCAGGCCAUGAAGGGUGCUAAGGACGACAAGGCUCUUCACAGGAUUCUCGAUGCUCGCCAGCUGGGCCUGAAGUUCAUCGCCAAUGUCACAUACGGGUACACGAGCGCAUCCUACUCCGGGCGCAUGCCUGCCGUCGAAAUCGCGGAUAGCAUCGUGCAAAGUGGCAGGGAGACCUUGGAGAAGGCCAUCCGUGUGAUCAACUCUACGAAGAAGUGGGGCGCGAAGGUUGUUUAUGGCGAUACCGACUCGCUGUUCAUCUAUUUGCCCGGAAAGACGAAGGAUCAGGCCUUCAGGAUAGGACAAGACAUGGCGGACUCAAUCACCCAGAUGAAUCCUGCUCCAAUAAAGCUGAAGUUCGAGAAGGUCUACCUGCCUUGCGUCUUGAUGGCGAAGAAGCGAUACGUCGGCUUCAAGUUCGAGAACCCUGACGACAAGGAACCCGUUUUCGAUGCGAAGGGCAUCGAGACCGUUCGCCGGGACGGUAUACCCGCACAACAGAAGAUGACAGAAACUUGCUUGAAGAUCUUGUUUCGUACGCAGGAUCUGAGUCAGGUCAAAGAGUACUGCUGCCGCACAUGGUCCAGGAUACUAGAGAACAAGGUGUCCAUCCAAGAUUUCAUCUUCGCUAAGGAGGUCAAGAUGGGCACAUACAGCGACAGGGUGCCACCCCCUCCGGGUGUUACCGUCGCAGCCCGCCGGAUGCUUGAGGACCCCAAUGAUGAACCACAAUACGGGGAGCGCAUCCCUUAUGUGAUCACCCGAGGGGAACCAGGGUCGAGAAUAGUUGAUCGUGCCGCCGCACCACACGAUCUGUUCCAAGACAGCUAUAAACGGCUGGACGCGAACUACUACAUCUCACGAGUGCUGAUACCACCACUGGAGCGCAUCUUCAACCUCGUCGGCGCAGAUGUCCGGAGCUGGUUCGACGACAUGCCGAAGAGUCUGCGGGUCGACCAGCCCGAUGUCACGCUCUCGCCCCGGAAGAACAAGAAAAGCGACAUGGUGGCGAACGCGUUCAAGAUUGAUGAUCACUUCACCAGCUCGCACUGCCUGAUCUGUAAAGCUCUGACCCCAGACGUACUGUGUGAGGUCUGCCGGUCAGACUAUGCGACUACGAUCAGCGAACUGCUGUCAAGGGUCCACAGCACGGAGAGGAAACUGAACAACGUCCAUUUGGUGUGUGGCUCGUGCUGCGGUACUGCGCCCGCAGAGCCGGUCCAGUGCGAAUCUCUGGAUUGCCCAUGGCUGUACGAGCGGAAGAAGUUAGAGAGCAAGGCGGAGGCCCUGACGAGCGUUCAUGAGUUGAUUAAAGAGAUGGAGAAAGAAUGGUCCGCCGAGAGAGGCUAUGACCCCGACGAAGAUACCCCGGACUCCUGGAAUAUUUCUACUGUAGCCUAG
Molecule: messenger RNA, 5004 nt
Organism: Trametes versicolor FP-101664 SS1
Lineage: Eukaryota; Fungi; Basidiomycota; Agaricomycetes; Polyporales; Polyporaceae
Product: DNA-directed DNA polymerase
Exons: 19
Coding region: 1-5004 (1667 amino acids)
Biological process (GO): error-prone translesion synthesis; double-strand break repair via homologous recombination
Cellular component (GO): zeta DNA polymerase complex; nucleus
Molecular function (GO): DNA-directed DNA polymerase activity; DNA binding; nucleotide binding
Source: RefSeq, a predicted model, not a curated record